This is a messenger RNA of Saccharomycodes ludwigii, 1365 nucleotides long. It is a transcript of the gene TUB2, whose product is annotated as beta-tubulin. The record is from RefSeq and is a predicted model, not a curated record. Gene Ontology annotation, biological process: microtubule cytoskeleton organization; mitotic cell cycle. Lineage: Eukaryota; Fungi; Ascomycota; Saccharomycetes; Saccharomycodales; Saccharomycodaceae. Bases 1 to 1365 code for a protein of 454 amino acids. Gene Ontology annotation, molecular function: GTP binding; structural constituent of cytoskeleton; GTPase activity. Gene Ontology annotation, cellular component: cytoplasm; microtubule. The transcript has 2 exons.
AUGAGAGAGAUUAUUCAUAUUUCUGCUGGCCAAUGUGGUAAUCAAAUUGGUGCUGCCUUUUGGGAAACCAUUUGUGGUGAACAUGGUUUAGAUUUUAAUGGUCAAUAUAUUGGCACUAAUGAACUAGAAAGGAGUGGGUUGCCUGUCUAUUUUAAUGAAGCUUCCUCAGGCAAAUACGUUCCACGUGCAAUCAAUGUUGAUUUGGAACCAGGUACUAUCGAUACCAUCCGUAACAGUAAAAUUGGUAAUCUAUUUAGACCGGACAACUAUAUUUUUGGCCAAUCUUCAGCGGGCAAUGUUUGGGCUAAAGGCCACUACACUGAAGGUGCCGAAUUAGUUGAUUCUGUUAUGGAUGUUGUUAGACGCGAAGCCGAAGGCUGUGAUUCUUUGCAAGGUUUCCAAAUUACUCAUUCUUUAGGUGGCGGUACUGGAUCUGGUAUGGGUACCUUGUUAAUCUCCAAAAUAAAAGAAGAAUAUCCUGAUAGGAUGAUGGCUACCUUUUCUGUUGUUCCUUCUCCAAAGACAUCUGAUACUGUGAUUGAACCAUAUAAUGCUACUUUAUCUGUCCACCAAUUAGUGGAAUAUGUGGAUGAAACUUUUUGUAUUGAUAACGAAGCCCUAUAUCAAAUUUGUCAAUCUACGUUAAAACUGGAUCAACCCUCUUAUGCAGAAUUAAACAAUUUAGUUUCUUCUGUCAUGAGCGGUGUCACCACUUCAUUGCGUUACCCAGGUCAAUUAAAUUCUGAUUUGAGGAAGUUGGCCGUAAAUUUAGUUCCUUUCCCACGUUUACAUUUCUUCAUGGUUGGCUAUGCCCCAUUGACUUCUCUUGGCUCACAAUCAUUUAGAUCCCUAUCCGUUCCUGAACUAACCCAGCAGAUGUUUGAUGCAAAGAACAUGAUGGCUGCUGCUGAUCCACGGAAUGGUAGAUACCUUACUGCUGCUGCUUUGUUUAGAGGGAAUGUUUCUGUUAAGGAAGUUGAGGAUGAAAUGUUGAAGGUUCAGACCAGAAACUCUUCGUAUUUUGUUGAAUGGAUUCCAAACAAUGUUCAAACUGCUGUGUGUUCUGUUGCUCCAAAAGGUUUGGAUAUGGCGGCAACAUUUAUUGGUAACUCUACAUCUAUUCAGGAAUUAUUUAAGAGAAUAGGUAAUCAGUUUUCUGUUAUGUUCAAGAGAAAGGCUUUUUUGCAUUGGUAUAUCAGUGAGGGGAUGGAUGAAAUGGAAUUUACUGAGGCAGAAUCCAAUAUGAUUGAUCUAGUUAAUGAAUACCAACAAUACCAAGAAGCCACUGUCGACGAAGAUGAAGAAAUAGAAUAUCCUGCUGAGGCUGAAGUUACUGAACAACCAAUAGCUGAAAAUUUUGAAUGA